AUGUCGAUAUCUAUCCGCCUGGGCAUAUCCUGGGCUCCAUCCUUCCAAACCUCGGAGCCAACCGACACCCUCGUCCUAACCGGCAAAACCUACUUUGUUGACCAACGUCUCUUCCCUCCACUAACCCCCACCACCCCCACUUCAUCCACCAUAUCCUGGGCCUUUGCCGGCACCCGUUCAUCCCACACCGUUCCAAACAAACCAGGCUACACCCAAUGUUCAUGGACUCAUCUUGUCUCCUCUGUUCCUUUCAAAAAGGAAGAUGAAAAACCUAUGGAUGAAGGGAUAUUAGGGCCUCAUCCCGCAUGGCCCGAUAAUCCAAUAUAUGCGUUAGAGACCGGUAGGAUGGUUAAUCCGGAUACCGGACUGAUGACGGACUAUAAGGAGUAUUGGCAGGAUAAUGAUGCUAAGGAAGGGGAAGAAGUUGUCUUUUGGGAGUAUGGCAGUGAUGAGAUUGGACCCGAGGAUCGCGGGUUUGUAGGAAUUGUGGGGAGGUAUGCAUUGGGUGUUGGAAGAAUAAGUGGGCAGUUUUGGACUUGGAGGGCAGAAAAAGGUGAAGAUGGGAAUUGGAAGCUUGAGAGGUCCGUUCUCGAGAGGGAUGGGAGAAGGAGGGGGUGGGGACUAUUGAAUUUGGAGUUUGAUAGUAUUGUUCUUGGAACGACGACGGUUGACGAUGAGGUUGUAAGUGGCCGGGGUUUUGAUGGGGAGGGAGAGGAGCCAAAGCGAAUUUGGGUGCUGAGGGAAGCAUGGAAAGCACCAGCCAAGUAG
This is a messenger RNA of Orbilia oligospora ATCC 24927, 768 nucleotides long. RefSeq lists its product as uncharacterized. The record is from RefSeq and is a predicted model, not a curated record. The coding region runs from base 1 to 768 and encodes 255 amino acids. NCBI's taxonomy places the organism in Eukaryota, Fungi, Ascomycota, Orbiliomycetes, Orbiliales, Orbiliaceae. The transcript has a single exon.